AUGCUCCUUGAGCUUCUGCUACUUUCAUUAGUAGCCGGAAGCCAGGGGGAGGGUGUGGGACAUUUGACGACAGACGACCAAGGAUUUUUAAAUGUUAUCCAAGGAUUUGCCAGCCAAUUACAAUGUGUCGUUACCGAUACCUGUUCGGAUAAGGUCCUAUGGUACAAGGAUGAUAUUCUCCUAUAUUCUGGCCUUGAAUUCCAAACAAAUUCGGGCAUCGAUGAGGCGGGAUUUGUGCUAAACCACAAUGUUGAUAUCGAUGACAAAAGAGGUUGCAAAGACGAGUGCAAAACGUCGGCCGAUUGCGAAGAGGGACAUUCAUGCGUGGAUAGCCAAUGUUGUGCUUGUAAGAGGGAAGACUAUUCUCUAAUUUUGAGAAACUUAACCUUUGAGGACAGCGGUCGAUAUCGAUGCCAGAUUCAAAAUACCAGUGAGCAGCUUGAAUUCCAGGUCGAGGUUCUUGAAUCCGGCUUGAAUGGAGGGUUCCACGAAAAUAUUUCUUACGAUCAUUCGCAGUGUUGCGAGGAUAAGGGAAUUUCGAAUAUGUGUAAGGCCAUGUGCAAACCAUCGGACAUGGGAUCCUACCAUUUUGAUCCAACAAGCUGUAAAACCGAUGACUACAAGCACUUUUUAUCGUGUGCUACUGAUGGUGGAAAACGAAGCCACGUUCACUGUUGUAAAGCCCAAAUGGUUCCUUCAUUCUGCUACGAUUUUUGUAGUGGUGACUUCCAGAUGCUAAGAAGAUCCCAUCGUUUAUGCCUCUACUACCUCCCCGAAAUCUUCGAAUGCUACAAUCGAGCCUACCUGCCAUAUCCCGAUCCACCAGAAGAAAUUAUCGUGAACGCUGUUGAACACGACAAAUUAUCCGUCUGUUGGCAACCCCCGAAAGUUCAGCCCACCAACAAGGAUUUUCCAGUGAAGAAUUAUACAAUUUUCUACAAGCAACUACCAGCCAUUUCAUUUUUGCCAGGACUCGAUGGCGCGGCUAUCGACCUACCAUUUAUGUCGGGUGAUUAUGGAGAGUUGACGGAUAUUAUCGACGACGAUUACGAUAUUAAAGAAACUGAUGAAUCGACCAGAACCUCCGGCAAACCUCAGCUCACAAAACGCGACACCACAAAAAUUCAGACCGAAGACCGAAUUACACUGUCGGUAUCGAAAUCCGGACAAAUCAGAAAACGAAGGAGCAUGUCGGCAAGUGAAACAGAGAUCAGCUUUGAUCCCUCGAAGAAGGCUUUUGCCAAGCGCCAAACCGUCGUGAUGGUGUCCAGAAAUGAAAACUCGAAUACCACAAGUGUACGGGAAUUUACUUAUGAAGAGGCCACGACUAAUGGAACAUGCUACACGUUGACAAAUUUGAGAAGUGCCACGAGAUAUGCGAUCUAUGUGAUCGCUACAAACGAUUACGGGCAAUCGGUGCCCUCGACGCGAAGUCUGACCUCAACGAAUGUUCACGUCAUCUCGAAUAAUGGAUCGCUACCGAAUAGCCAGAAAUGUUGCAAAGAUGCGAAAGUUGAUGACCAUUGCGCUUCAAAAAUGUGCGAUCCGACUCAUCAUAUUAACAUUUUCGAAACGAUCUCGAUUUCGACAAGUUGCCGGCAUGAAUGGCCAAAAGUAUCCCCAUGCAUUGCUGAUGGCCGGAAUCACACCGAGUGCUGCGUUCGCCUCGGAGUUCAAAAGGAAUGUCUUCCGGUUUGCUCUGGCACCACGGAAGAGCUGAGUAUGGAUUCGAUGCUUUGUCUCAGUUUGGAUCUGGACACUAUCUAUCAAUGUAUGCGAGAAGGAUACGAAACCCACCCCUCCCCUCCAGUCAAUGUCACCAUUGAUAGAAUUACAACAAAUAGUGCCCGUAUUCACUGGAAAGAACCUUUGGCCAACAAGCACCUGGUUGAGAACUACACGAUCAUUUUGAGGCGUAACGUGCAUGGAGCGGACAUUAUUCAGAUUUCUGAUGCAAAAUCUCCCUACAAUUUGGAGGGCUUAGAAGCGGAUGCCUCGUAUGCCGUUUCGGUUCGAUCGCACUCUGAGAAGGGGCAAUCUCUACCAUCUACGACGUUGUUGUUCCAGACAUUGACUCCGAAUCAAGAUAUUUGCCCAAUUGGUGAACCCCUUAUGCUCAAUGACGGGCGCCCGGUUCUCUGCCACGAAAAAUCGCACCCAUGUCCUAUCGGCUACAUGUGCUAUGAAUUCCUUGAUGAUGGUUAUUGCUGCCCGGAAGCCGAUCCAACAUCCAAUCAAUUCAACUCGUGCUGCGAGCUACGGGACAUGAAGGGUGAUUGCCUGGAUGCUUGUCGCUACAAUGCCACAAGAUUGCCGACAACUUGUGGCAAAGACCUGAACACGUGGGUACAAUGUGGAUCUGAAGGUCAUGAUCAUACUCGUUGCUGCGAGGAGAGCAGCUUGCCAGCGGAAUGUCUUCCGGGUUGUCGGCAUCCGUUCCAGGUUCCUGAAACCUGCAUGAAAUACUCUGCACAAUUGAUGUAUUGCUACGCUUCACACCGAUCUCGCCUGCCGGGACUUGUCCGAAAUCUUCAUACCACCUUCGUCAACGAGACACAAGCGACGAUCACCUGGGAUGUCGCAGGCAAUGCCGAUACUUAUGAAGUUCAGUUCUUCAACGACAACGAACAUCGACUACUGAAUCGCACGAACGUCACCGCGACCACGAUCACGUUCCCGAAUCUCAAUACUUCCACCCAAUAUGUCGCACGGGUAAUUGCUUUCAACACCGCUGGCAGCAGCCCGCCGUCCUGGAACUUGACCUUGGCCACCGAUAAUGAGAAUUCGGCCCCACUUGAACCAGCAGCUCCCAGCAACCUACGAAUCGUCUGGAAUAACGGAGCCAAAAUCAAUUUGACGUGGAAUGCCGUUACCACCCAUAAAGACGGAUCGCCGCUUUCUGGAAAGGGCGAAUAUACCGUCAGCUUGGUCAAUGCGGAAGCGGGGACGGAAUGGGCUACGAAGAAAACCAACAACACAUGGGCUGUGUUGGAUCUGGUAGAAGAUCGACGAUAUAUGGUCUACGUGACAGCCACUUUCCCGAAGCUUGAAGUGAAUACUUCACCGAGUUCAUCGAUUCUGACAAUCUUGGCUCAACAAGACUCGAUGGGCUUACCGGAACCAAAAACAAAAGUCAUGCCCGAUACUACCGUGUACAAGAUCGAGCAAGAUAUUACCGUGGAAUGCAGUCUCGAAAAUGAGUACAAAGGGCAAAACUUGACACUGGAGAUUACGGCAGGCAAUCAACAGAAGAGAAACGACAAGGGCAUGCUGUUUGUCUCAAUGAACCUGAAGGUCACCAAAGAGCUUGAUACAAUCGCUUGUAUGGUAUCGGACUCGGAGGGUCGUCAGAAUGUUCAGAUGCGGAAUAUUUUGGUUAUGUUUGGUCCUAUCGCCCAAAUGGACCGUGGGAUAGUUCACGCUUUCGACGAUAUGAGCGCAAAGAUUUCGUGUACCGUAUCUGGAUUCCCGAUUCCGGCUGUGCACUUCGAAAAGGAUAAUUUGAUUGUCGGUCAUGGCAGUGGUGAGCACAUCAGCAUCCGUAACCCGGCACUCCAUACCUAUCAAUAUAACUUGAUUCUGAAAAACGCCACAGCUGCCGGGCCCGGGCAAUACCAUUGUAUUGCGGAGAGGAAUGGAACGACAUCUCAGGCAGUUGCAGAACUCAUAACCGAGAAACCGAGUGACUUGCCUCAAAAUCCGAGAAAGAUCUUCAACUGCUGUGUUGAUAAGCAAGUCACCGGUGAUUGUCUAGAGGUCUGUUCAAUUGGAAAGGUCCCGUCAAACACUUCUUGUUUGGGUCACGAAAAAUCACUGCUGGCUUGUGCUGAAGACGUGACCGACCACUCAGAUUGUUGCAUCCGUUCUGGGGUUAAGGGACGAUGUCUCUCACUUUGUUCUGGAGAUUCCGUCUCUGACGAGGUCGAUUGUACAAAGUAUGCCACUCGUAUCAUGUCAUGCUUCGUGAAAAGCCAUGAGCGCAGCCCGCAACAACCGACCAACGUUAUCUACAAAGUGGUCGACGAAGGCAAAGUUCGAAUUUCCUGGAACGAUCCCUCUGCUGCCAAUAACUUGGUUUUCUAUGCAGUUUAUUACAAGAAAGCCGGGGACGAUGGCGACUUCGAGGUGGUAAAAACUACAUCGAAUUCGGUGGAUUUGGAUGUUGAGCCCGGGGCUGAAUAUGAAGUCGGCGUGAUCUCAGGGAAUGCUUUUGGGCAUUCCCCAAUUGCCUACUUAAAAAUGGACGACACCGCUUACUCAAAACCCGGCGGUGGGCUCAGCUCGUUUGCUCUGAUUUUGAUCCUGCUUUUCUGUUGUGGAGGAGUAGUUAUUGUCUUGAUUUUCAUCGGAAGGGGAUCCAGUCUUGUUCCAGCGCUUUUCAAGAAGCCACGAUAUACUGGCAACGACCCAACGGUUGCUUUUGAAAACCCAGCCUACAGCAACGAGGUCGAGAUCAGAGGACUUGGAAGGAGCAGCGAUGCCGAUUUGGAAUGGCAUAGCCAUGAACUUCAGCCAACUGCCAGCACCGGUGAAACCACGGAAGGCCGCAAUGGCAUGCGGUAUUCGAAGUUGGACGCA
Molecule: messenger RNA, 4578 nt
Organism: Mesorhabditis spiculigera
Lineage: Eukaryota; Metazoa; Nematoda; Chromadorea; Rhabditida; Rhabditidae
Source: the annotation of a GenBank genome assembly